Messenger RNA from Punica granatum (pomegranate), 1339 nucleotides. The record is from RefSeq and is a predicted model, not a curated record. Lineage: Eukaryota; Viridiplantae; Streptophyta; Magnoliopsida; Myrtales; Lythraceae.
GAAAAACCGCGGCGGGAAGAAACAUAACGACGUCGUCGGCGCCGCCUUCAACUGUCUGUCCGUCUCUGUCUGUGUCCUGUCGCUGCGCGGAGCUCUUGUGCUGGUAAUCGGACGAUCAAGCUCGACAUCUUGCCACAUGAGAAGCUGCAGCUCCCGUGCGAGCUCAACACUCACUCCCAGUUCACUGAAUUUGAGCUUUGGCCGUUCAAUCGGCGGCUUCAAUAGUAGGCGCCGAUGCAUUUCGUUGGCGGCCAUUUCAAGGUCUUCGCGGAUGUCCGUAUCUUGUGCAGUUCAGUUCAGACCCUGCAUUGACAUACACAAGGGUAAAGUGAAACAAAUUGUCGGGUCAACUCUGAGGGAUUUGAAGGAUGGUGAUUCAACUCCAACGACCAAUUUCGAGACGGACAAGUCUCCUUCAGAAUUUGCGAAUUUGUACCGGCAAGAUGGGCUCACUGGGGGUCAUGUGAUAAUGCUAGGUGCAGAUCCUCUUAGCAAAGCUGCUGCUAUUGAAGCAUUGCGUGCCUACCCUGGCGGAUUGCAAGUUGGAGGAGGAAUCACUUCAGAAAAUUCUCUGAGUUAUAUAGAUGAAGGAGCUAGCCAUGUCAUCGUCACAUCAUAUGUGUUCAGUAAUGGCAAAAUGGACCUCGAGAGGCUUAAAGACCUUGUCCAUGUUGUUGGAAAACAGAGACUGGUUUUGGAUCUUAGCUGCAGGAAAAAGGAAGGUAGAUAUGCUAUUGUCACCGAUAGAUGGCAGAAGUUUAGUGAUGUAUAUCUGGACGAGAAGGUUUUAGACUUUCUUGCUGGCUAUGCAGAUGAGUUCUUGGUCCAUGGUGUAGAUGUUGAAGGGAAAAAGCUUGGAAUUGAUGAAGAGCUCGUGGCUUUGCUCGGCAGACAUUCUCCUAUUCCAGUAACAUAUGCAGGUGGUGUCACGGUGAUGAAUGAUCUAGAGAGGAUAAAAUUAGCUGGGAUGGGACGCGUGGAUGUGACAGUGGGUAGUGCAUUGGAUAUCUUCGGGGGGAACCUACCCUACAAGGAUGUCGUUGAAUGGCACUACUCUCAGCAGGAAGCAUUGGCAGCUUAAGUUCUCUUCAUGGGAUUCGCCUCAAUUGCUUUUGUUUCAAGUCCUCAUGAAUGAUUUCUAUUGUAUGUUUAUCCUAGCAGAUAGAUGUCGGUUUUUGUCCAAGGCUACUACUUAUUUUGUCUUUUUUCUGUCGGAACUUGGGUGUACUUCUUGGGUUGGAUCAUUCAAGGUGACAUUAAUGUAGAGAACCAUAACUCGUUGCAACCAGGGCUUUCUUCCCCUUUGGUUUCUUGUCAAAAUGGCAUCUUGGUUGAGUAA